Molecule: messenger RNA, 2319 nt
Organism: Drosophila eugracilis
Lineage: Eukaryota; Metazoa; Arthropoda; Insecta; Diptera; Drosophilidae
Product: solute carrier family 22 member 3
Exons: 4
Coding region: 185-2074 (629 amino acids)
Biological process (GO): transmembrane transport
Molecular function (GO): transmembrane transporter activity
Source: RefSeq, a predicted model, not a curated record
AAGACAUCACCCAGACUGGGCACAAAAUCUCCGACUAAUUUGCACCAAUUUGAGGGAACAACUAAACGGAAGAGCAAACAUCGUUUUCCUUACCGUAAUUUUAAGCCCAUGGGAUCGAUAAAAAAUUAGCAAACUCAGUACGCGUUCGUACGGCGAGGUGUAAGCUCGAUCGGUUAGCACGGAUAUGUCGGAAUCGCAGUCGACCGUUAGCUUUCCGGGGAAACCCUCCCAAGACUUGGAUGUUGUGGAGCAAGUUAACGGGAGUUUUGGACGUUGGCAGUUGCGCACAAUUCUGCUGAUAUUUCUCUGCAAGAUUCCCAGUGCCUGGUUCACAGCUAUUAUUAUAUAUACGGCUCCGUAUCCAUGGAAAGGGGAGUUGGUGUGCCACCCGGCAGAAUGGAAUGUUAGCCGGCCGCAUGUUACCUCAACCCAUCCACUUUGGCAGGAUGCACGUAGCACGGAUAGGCUGUUCAACGUCGAUGUGUGUAAUGCCUAUUCUAAUUCCCUGGCUCGAGGAUUUGUUCGUAGUCAUGGUAAGGAGUGGAACGCCUCGGAAUCGAAGGAGCCGGAUGCACAAUCUUCGCUUCCCUGCGAACAUGUAGAACACACGACGGCCUAUAGAUCCCUGAUCAGUCAGUUUGAUCUUAUCUGCUCCCGUCGGGUUCUUGUGGCGGUGACGCAAUCGUUUCAUGCUCUCGGUGCCCUGAUUGGCGGUCUAAUGGCCUAUUCAGCUCUCAAAAUAAUCAGUCCGCGUCGCUUGAUGUUGCUGGGCAUGAUUGGGCAGAUAUUUUGCGGGAACCUUACUGGAUUGGUGGACACCUACCAAUUACACAUCUACUUCCGCUGCCUUACAUCCAUUUUUUGUGCUCUUAUGUAUACUUCCGGACAGUUUAUCUUGAACGACAUCACUUCAGGAAAGGCUCGCAUCAUUGUGGUCACUUUAUCUGAGCUCUUCUGGUCCAUGGGUCUCGUCCUGUUGCCCGCUAUAUCGAUAUACUUCGACGACUGGAGCUACCUGUAUGUGGCCAUCUCAUCUUCACUCAUUAUACUGGUCUGGCUGCAUCGUUGGAUAGCCGAUGCACCACGCUGGCUGUUGCAACACCAGCGAGUUGAAGCCGCACUCCGACUACUCCUGGAAUCAGCGACGUACAAUAACAGAAAGGUACCGCUUACCCUCGAUGUCCAGCUCACGGUAUAUGCCAAUGAUCUUGAGCAAAUGGAUAAGAAGAAAUGCGGAUACUGCCAAAUCUGGGACGGUGAGACGAAACGCAGCCAAUUGGUGUAUAUUCACUGGAUCUGGGGAGGAGCUAUGGUUCUUUAUAAUAUCAUUCUGCUAAUGAUCAGGAAUUUGGGCGCCCAACAAGUACACGUGAACACGGCGGCCAUGGGAUUUGCGGAGAUGGUGGGCCUUUUUAUCGGCCUCUACUUUAUCCUAUACACGCGUCGCCAUUGGCGGUGGGCGGGAAAUCUGAUGAUUAUGGCUAGUCUUAGUACAUAUCUGAUAUGGUUGCUGCCCGAAACUGAGCGCAACUCCCGACGCGUGGGACUGGAGUUAGUAUUUUGGCUAAUACUAAAAAUAGCCAACUCCGCUUCCAUUGCCGUGUUGACCACCUGUACAAGUGAAAUUGUGUCAAAGGAGAAGCGGGUUUUUCUGAUGCUGUCAGUGAUCUCAUUUAGUCGAGUGUGCCUGGUCUUUUGUCCGCUGCUGAGCUGCCUCACUGUCAUCCAUCACCUGCUUCCUGUCACCAUCCUGGCCACCGUUGGCUGGAUUUAUGGAUUGGCCCUGCGGCGUCUGAAUCGCUACUACUGGAACACGGAGCAGCCGCAGAUGAGCCAAGUCCCCACGCCCAAUACAUACCGUCGCCAGUCGGCCAUUAUUAUGCGACGUUGCAGUACCGUCAGUUCAGACUGCAGCGCCUAUAGCAACGAAUUGUUGAGCAACUUUGAACGGAAUAUGGCAGUUAGUAUAGCUGAUAUUUGGCACAUCAAUUUCCAUCCCUCCAGUGAGAUCGAAAUUGAACUGGAGCAACAGCAACCGGAAGCUUCCAGGUCACACAGUUCGGAAACCAUUUGAAAAGCUUUCGGUAGUGCCUAAAAGUAGGCUUUUUUGGUUGUAAACAAAUGAAGACAUUUGUAUAAAUUGUACAUCAAGAUUGAUGUUGCUUUUGUUAUUAUAUAUUUAAUCUUUAAAGAGCGAUUAAAAAAGCAUUAUAUAUGUAAAAGAGAAUUAAGAUGAUCCUUGUAAUAUACUAAAUAGAACUAAAGAAUAAAAACCUCGAAAUUAAAACACACCCACCUUUAUUGGCAUUUCAAAGAGUA